Molecule: messenger RNA, 495 nt
Organism: Aspergillus tanneri
Lineage: Eukaryota; Fungi; Ascomycota; Eurotiomycetes; Eurotiales; Aspergillaceae
Exons: 2
Coding region: 1-495 (164 amino acids)
Source: RefSeq, a predicted model, not a curated record
AUGGCAGGUAAAGUCCAAUAUACAUUCUACGGAGCUUGCGGGAAGUAUACACCUUGUGUGGGAAAGAAAUUGAAAGACUGGAAGCAGACGCGUACCGCUGGCCCUUUUAAGCUGGGAGCGACUGCAAAAGUCAAUGUUGAACGUGAAACUAAGAAUCAAGACAUCCUUUUCACUAUUGUUGAUACUUGGAGCCCUGCGGAAGUAUUUGAAGUCCUUGCUGAUAGUCAGCCAAUUGGGAAGACCCAUGGGCCUUUGACGUUGCCAGAAAACGAAAUGUCUAGUAAGGAUCACUUGCUUGGCUGGGGCAAACUGGAAGUUAAACAUGGGGCUCAAUCACCUUACGUGGGCAUCUCUCAUGGAGCGUUCUGGGGAACGUUCAGGAUUCCAAAAGGCACCAAGCUUGUCACUGUGAAAUUAGUUGACGCUAUCGAAUUAGGCAAGGGUUGGCAUUACGCGUAUUUUGGAUAUCGUCUUGAUGAACCAUGUUCAAGUUGA